AGGAUGAAAGUCUGUGCUCCCCUCACUGUUGUCUUGGCUCUGAGUCUGAGCAGUGACUGUGCAAGGAUGCACUACAGAUCUGGGGCAGGAAGAGGCUCAAGGCAUGGGUUCCCUCACGCACAAGUGUUUACCGAGGAUGGACAUUUAUGCAGAUUUCCUUUCCGGUUUGGCGGAAGGUUUUAUCACACGUGUUUAUCAAAUUUAUUUUCCAGAAAGAAAUGGUGUUCCACAACACAUAACUUUGACCGGGACAGGAAGUGGGGACACUGUGAUCUGCUGCCCAGAGACCACUCAGAUCCCUGUGCAGACAACCCCUGCCAAAAUGGAGGGACCUGUUCUCUCACUCACAGCCACAGGAUGUACCACUGUACCUGUCCUGAGGAAUUCACAGGCGAGGACUGUCAGCUGAAGAAAUGUUUUGACACCAGCCUCUACGAAUUCUUUGAUGUGGGUGUGAGCUGGUCAAGAGUCCAACAAGGAGCAGUGGAGCAGUGCACGUGUGUGCAUGGCCAGAUGGAGUGUGGCCGUGUGGAACACAAAAGUUGUGCUCAUAAUCCUUGCAUGAAUGGUGGAGAGUGCAAGAUGGUUGCCUCCACUGGGAAAAUAGUAUGUGAUUGCAAAGAAAAUUAUGCAGGAAAGUAUUGCAAUAUUGUCCCGAGCCAACGGUGCUACAUUGGCAAUGGCACAGAUUACAGAGGGACAGCCAAGACAACCAUCUCUGGACACAGCUGCUUGCCUUGGAAUUCUGACCUGCUUUACCAAGAGCUUCAUGUUGACAGCAUUAGGAAAGCAGUGGAGCUUGGUGUGGGACCCUUUCCUUACUGCAGAAAUCCAGAUGAUGAUGAUAAGCCCUGGUGUUACAUCAUGAAGGACAGCAGUUUGUCUUGGGAGUAUUGUGACAUUCCAAAUUGUGCAAGCAGGGAAAGGAGGCCAGUAGUUCCAGCCAAAGUAGAUAAUUCUGCAAGCACCAAAAGACCAUGUGGAAGAAGACAUAAAAAAAGAAGUUUUGUGAGACCUAGGAUUGUUGGGGGAUCUUCAUCUCUGCCUGGAUCUCACCCCUGGACUGCAGCUAUAUAUAUUGGAGAGAGUUUCUGUGGUGGCAGCCUGGUUCAGACAUGCUGGGUUGUGUCAGCAGCACACUGCUUUGCUCACAGUCCACUAAAAUCUACCAUUCGAGUAGUUCUGGGUCAACAAAUAUUUAAUAAAACAACUGAUGUAACACAGACAUUUGAGAUAGAGAAAUACAUCUUGCAUCCUCAGUAUUCCGUGUUCAAUCCUACUGAACAUGAUAUUGCUUUGAUUAAGCUGAAGAAGAACGGCCAACGUUGUGCUGUGAAGUCCCAGUUUGUUCAGCCCAUCUGCCUGCCAGAAAGUAACACUGUUUUCCCUGACCAGUUGAAAUGUCAGAUUUCUGGAUGGGGACACAAGCAUGAGAAUAUAUCUGGUUAUUCAGAUGUCCUGCAAGAAACACUGGUUCCACUUAUUUCAGAGGAGAAGUGCAGAAGUCCUGAAAUUUAUGGAACAGAACUCACAGAAAAUAUGUUCUGUGCUGGCUACUUUGAUAGCAAAUCUGAUGCUUGUCAGGGAGAUUCUGGUGGACCUCUGGCUUGUGAGGAAAAUGACAUCUCUUACCUCUAUGGAAUUAUCAGCUGGGGAGAUGGCUGUGGCAGAGUCAACAAACCUGGAGUAUACACAAGAGUGACAAACUAUGUCCAGUGGAUUAAUGAGAAAAUAGGCCCCCGAAAAACUAGUUGA
Messenger RNA from Agelaius phoeniceus (red-winged blackbird), 1755 nucleotides. NCBI's taxonomy places the organism in Eukaryota, Metazoa, Chordata, Aves, Passeriformes, Icteridae. The record is from RefSeq and is a predicted model, not a curated record.